CGGGCGCACCCCAUCCCGCGCGCUCCUCGCGCUCUCCCGCGCAGCGCGAGUCUCCUCCCGCCCCGCACGUCCUGUCCCGUGCGGUGCAGCCCGGCCGGAGCGGCGAUGCGCCUCAUCCAGAACAUGUGCACCAUCGCCGAGUACCCCACUCCGGGCAGCGCCGCCGCCGCCGCCGACUGCUGCCUGGGGGCCGCGGGCCGCCGGCUCGUCAAGAUCGCCGUGGUGGGGGCCAGCGGCGUGGGCAAGACCGCUCUGGUGGUCCGGUUCCUCACCAAACGAUUCAUUGGCGACUAUGAGAGAAAUGCAGGUAAUCUCUAUACCAGACAAGUCCAGAUAGAAGGUGAGAUGCUGGCGAUUCAAGUUCAGGACACUCCAGGUAUUCAGGUCCACGAGAACGGCUUGAGCUGUAAUGAACAGCUGAACCGGUGCAUUCGCUGGGCAGAUGCUGUGGUGAUGGUUUUCUCCAUCACCGACCACAAGAGCUACGAACUCAUUGGCCAGCUCCACCAGCACAUCCAGCAGCUCCACCUGGGAACCCGGUUGCCUGUGGUGGUUGUGGCCAAUAAAGCCGACCUGUUGCACAUCAAGCAGGUUGACCCUCAGCUCGGACUGCAGCUGGCCAGCAUGCUGGGCUGCUCCUUCUAUGAAGUGUCCGUCAGUGAAAAUUACAACGAUGUCUAUAACGCUUUCCAUGUCCUGUGCAAAGAAGUAAGUCACAAACAGCAGCCCAGCAGCACGCCCGAGAAGCGAAGAACCUCCCUCAUUCCUAGGCCCAAGUCACCCAACAUGCAGGACCUGAAGAGGAGGUUCAAGCAGGCUCUCUCUGCCAAAGUGAGGACUGUCACCUCUGUCUGAAGCAGGACCACUCAAGGGGGUUUGGUCUUCCGGGAAGAGGGCCUGAGGUUCUUCCAGUGCUGGCCAUAGUUCAUGGUUCCAGAAAGGGCUGGAGAGGGGCCCAGGGGCCCUGUGGAACUGCUGCAGGAAAGGAAGUGUGUGG
Castor canadensis (American beaver) is the source of this 997-nucleotide messenger RNA. It is a transcript of the gene Rasl11b, whose product is annotated as RAS like family 11 member B. The record is from RefSeq and is a predicted model, not a curated record. Lineage: Eukaryota; Metazoa; Chordata; Mammalia; Rodentia; Castoridae. Gene Ontology annotation, molecular function: GTP binding; GTPase activity.